UUUGUUUGUUUGCUUGCUUAUUUACAGGGGCUUAUACCUGCAAUAGAGACACUAUUCCCUACCGUGGAGCAUAGAUACUGUGUGAAACACAUCUACAACAAUUUCAAAGUUGAUCACAAGGGAUUGGAGCUGAAGGAUGCAUUGUGGAGGUGUGCUGUUGCCACAACAGUAAGGGAGUUUGAGAGAUGCAUGCAGUACAUAAGGGAUUUGGAUGAAAAGGCAUAUGAGUAUCUUGCAAACAUUGCACCUGCACAGUGGACAAGGUCACACUUCACUCAUAGGGCCUUAACAGAUUGUUUGGUAAAUAAUUUGAGUGAGUCUUUUAAUGCAAUGAUAUUGAAGUCUAGGGACAAGCCUAUCUUGGCAAUGUUGGAGUGGAUUAGGGUUAGACUUAUGACUAGGCUUUACACAAAAAGGGAAGGGAUACAGAAGUAUGCUGGAAAGUUGUGUCCAAGCAUACAAGAUAGGUUGGAGAAAUUGAAGGUUGAAAGUAAGGCAUUUAGUGCUACCCCAGCUGGUAGUUUCCUUUAUGAGGUAGGCAGUCAGUAUGAGAGGCAUGUAGUUGAUUUGGUGAAGAAGACAUGUAGCUGUAGGUCUUGGGAUUUAAAUGGCAUUCCCUGCAAACAUGCCAUAACAGCCAUUUAUACAAACAUUGAGACACCAGAAGACUAUACCCACCCAUGCUACUUCAAAGAAACUUACAUGGAGAUAUACAAGGAGGUACUUCCUCCCAUGCCUGGCCAGUCAGAAUGGGCUGAGACUGGACAGCCUGCUCCCCUGGCACCUCACAUAUACAAACCACCAGGCAGACCACCCAAGCAAAGAAAGAGGGCUUCUGAUGAGCCUAGGAACCCUUACAAAGCAAGUAGACAGAAUAGACCUGUAAGAUGUGGGAAAUGCAAAAAGGAAGGGCAUAACUCAAGAGGGUGCAAGGCUGGCAUCACUGGGGAGACACCAUGGCAGAGGAGACAGAGACUUCAAAGAGAAAAAGCUGCAAGGGAAGGGGUGCCUGCACCUAGAUCUGCACCUCAGCCUGCACCUCAGCCACCAUCCCAGCAGCCUACACAGACCUACAACAUGAUGUCUGCCACUCAGCCUUCAUCCUCACAGCAAGGAAAUCAACCUAGGCCAUCUCACAAGAGAGCAGGAUGGUUCUCUUCCUCGCAACCAGAGUUUCACACACCUAGGGAGACCUGGGAUACCUUACCAAGUUCUUCACAGCCUUCACAUGCAAGUGGGAGCACUGGUGGUGUGAGGACUAGAGGACAGCUUGCUGCACAAAGGCCACCAAAAAUGAAUCCAGUGGGUGGAAAGAGGAAAGAGUAAAGGCAAGAAAUGAAUGAAGCUAGUGGGUACGCAUGCCAGCAUUGGAAGUAAACCUAGUGGGAACAUGUGGGCCUUUUUGGUUUUUUUUUUUUUGUGAAGACCACUGUUGGCCUUUUGUAAUUAUCAAUUAGUGUAAAAAACAGUCACUGCUGGCCUUGGAAUGUGCUUUUUUGUAAUUACUAAUUAGUGUAAAAAACAAUCACUGCUGGCCUUGGAAUGUGCUUUUUUGUAAUUAAGG
This is a messenger RNA of Quercus robur (English oak), 1564 nucleotides long. RefSeq lists its product as uncharacterized. NCBI's taxonomy places the organism in Eukaryota, Viridiplantae, Streptophyta, Magnoliopsida, Fagales, Fagaceae. The coding region runs from base 190 to 1326 and encodes 378 amino acids. Gene Ontology annotation, molecular function: zinc ion binding. The transcript has 3 exons. The record is from RefSeq and is a predicted model, not a curated record.